CACACAUAUAUAUAUACACACAUAUAUAUACACAUAUAUAUAUACACACACAUAUAUAUAUACACACACACACACACAUUUAGGAUAGAUAUAUAUUUAGGAUAUAUAGGAUAAAUAUAUAUAUUUAGUGCCAUGGUUUGGGUCAUGAGGAGGUUUGAUGACAUAAAAAUUAUGCUCAUAAGUAUUAUGCUGAGACCCAUUCUUGGGAGGAGAUGUGGGGGUGUCCUAGGCUGUGCAAAACAUAGCUAUGGAAACAGAAGUUAUUAAGAGAAAAGAACAAGCAGUCAGUGAGAAUUUAGAUAAGAGACUGUAAUAGAAUAAAAGUAUCAGAUUAGUGAAUGGUUGUCCUAGUAAUUUGGAAGAAAAGGAAUAAAAAAUGGAGUCAGACUACUAAAUGGCAAAAAUAAGGACUUGAAGAACUUAAUUUUAUACCUGAGCUUUGCUUUGAUUGAAAGUUGAGAAAUCUUGUGAUUUGUUGGUAUCAUCAUCUCAAAUCAACUUAUUUUUCAUCUCAACAUGAAGAAUAUCAGCUCUAGCCUUUUGGAAUUUCAGCAACUCAGGUGCUUGUUAGAACUUAUCCAGGACUGCUUGCAGGACCCAAAAUACUAAUAAUCCAUAUGCCUUUUUUUCCAGCUGAAAUUAGCUGUCUUAAGAGUUGUUUUUCAGUGCUCUGAGGAUAUCCACAAAUAUAUCCCAAGGCACUCUGAAGUGUGUUUUCAAUCUUUGGCCCUGCACAUUGGGGAUGCCCACUGGAUGUUGCAUGGAGUGUUGCCUCCAGUUGACUUUGAUAGACACAAUAAACACCACGUGAGAGCCCCCUCAUGAAGGAGGGCUGAGGACUUGGAGUCCAAUUCUCCACCUCCCCUGACAGAUAGGCUAUUCAAUGCCUUGGGAAUCCGACAUGAAGGACUGCUUAUAGCAGUCCUUGAAAACUUUCUACAGAAUGUGAACUGGGAGAAGCUAAAUGCUGUACUCACAAGCUGGGUGACUUCUCCAUUGAUUUUUACCAUAGCUCACUGAAACAUUUUCUAAAUUAAGAGGUAUAAAUUCACAGACAGAUCAGAAUAGAUCCUUGGUCCUUUCCAUUUUUCUGGCACUUUUGUUGCCAGGAAUUCAAAUACAACUAAGAGAAAAAGUGGGUAGCUAGCAAGAACAGAUAGUUUCUCAGAUAUUAGUGGCAGUAACCCAACUUUGAGAAAAUAUGGAGAAAGAGAAGAAAAAACCCUUAAGACUGCAGUGUUAGCUGCCCAGUUACAAUUAUUCACAAAGUGAGCAAAUACUUAUUUGGGCCACCAAUAAAUAAGAGGGCACAAGCUAACGGGAAAUUAAUACGUCACUCAUGUAAAAAGUCAACACAUUAGAAAAAGGAAUCUUGGAUGAGAUUGAGAAAGAUGCAAGGGAUAAAACCUGACAAGCUUUACAACCUCCUUGAGGAGGUCUUCCCUACUCUGUAAAAUCAGACAGAAAAUCAUUGGCAAAUGGAGCAAAGCAUGGGCAAAACUGAUAUAAUGAGGAAACAGAGCUGGGAAAGGAUAAAUUUAUGUGUCUGUUUCUUUUUCCUAUCUUUUAAUCCUUUUUUACCCUUUCUUCUGGAUACUGGAGCCACAUAUUCUGCAGUUUCUACAGGCCUUUUCUGUUUUAACCCAAACUAGGAAAAUAUCCAGAUAUAAGUAUUUCUGGACUAUCUGCUACCUCUUCUUUCUCCUCUGAGGUUUUCAUGCAAAUAGGCGAGGGCCUAUUUGCAUAAAAUAGGAAGAAUAUGCCUUGUCUCCUAAUAUGCCCAAUAAUCUUUUAAGAAAGGGCCUGCUGUGUAAACCAAGGGCUAUGAUCUUCUGUACUCUGAAGAGAGUGCUUUUGGAGCUUCUGGGAUGCAAGGUAUCUGCAUUGCUAAAUAUGUGCUUUCUGAAACAAAAGAUGGCUGUGGGAGAGUAGGAGUCUCACUCAAUGCUGGAGAAGCACUCCCAAGUUACAGAAAAUAAACCCAUAUCUAUGAGUCCUAGGAACAAAUGAUAAAGAUUUAACAAAAGAGAUCAAUACCAUUGUUGUAACUUACAACAGAGAAAAACCUUGGCCAUGUAUAGAACAUUUUCUCUAUUUUUACCUCAAAUAUGAUGUAAUUAGAAACAUUUUAAAAAACGUGGCAUAGUUAAAAAAAAUGGCACAUUCACUUCAUAAUGCUUCCAUAUUGCCUGUGGGAAAGUUAGGAAAACUUGACAGGGAAGGUCAAACUGUUUAUAGAUUUAUGCAUGAUCUUAGAGAAACAAGUUGUGAUUCCUCUGACACUUGUAAUUCCCAGUCUUGCCACUGUUUUAAUAUCUGUUCCUGAGUUAUCUAAGUAUUUUUCUGUCAUGGAUUUAUGUUCAAUGUUUUGUUCUCCAUGUUUAGCUGGGGAGUCGAGGUUCCUGUUUGAGUUUACCUGUGGAGCGGGAGGCUUUCAAUAUUUGUGGCAAUGGAUCUUCCUGGAAUUCAGAGAGUCACCUACUCCAUUCUCUGGGCAUUUAUAAGAAAAUAUAAAGAAUAUUCCUCACAUUAGGAUUCCAUACUAAUUGUUAUUGAUAGCUGCUAAUAACUUACAUGCUAGUAAAGAAGACAUUUUAGCUUUACUAAAUUUCUUAGACUCCCAGGACGUAAAACCUCGCUAGCUAAGUUGCAAUAUUACCAACUGAAGUAAAAUAUUUGGGAUCUGUGUUAUUGGCAGAUGGAAGGUGGUUGCAUCUUGAAGUCAGCCUAAUAUACAAAUGAAACAACAUGCCAAAAAAAAACUUCACCGAUUUUGAGGAUUAAUUGUAGAUCUUUGCGUUUUAUGAAAAGGCUAAGCCUCUCACUGAGAUGUUACAUGAAACAUCACUAGAACUCUUUAUUAAAGUCAAAAUAAGGCUGAAGAAGUCUUUUAUGCCCUUAAAAUAGCUGCUAUUUCUUCACUUGUAUUACUUUUUUAACCUUGUUAAAAAAGGAGUUCUACCUUUUCUGUCUUGAGAUUAAGGGUUACUCCAAAAUUAGGCCUUGAUUAUAGGCACAUUGCUUACUUUCCCGGGUUCUUGUAUUUUGUCUCUCUGGAAAUGCGAUGAUAUUUAUAAGGUACAGUGGCAACCACUCCCCUGAUUAAAAAGGCUCAUUCAGUCCUUGACUCUGAGAAAUUUAACUUACAGGUACUUCAUGUUGUUACUGCUAUUUUACAAGUUCAUAAGACACAACACUUGUCAGUAUGCUGUCAAACAAGCUAAGAACAAGUCUUAUUGUCUGAUCCUAAUGCUAUUCUAGGAAGGUGUAACCUUUUGACAGCUAUUCUGUGGCCAGAUCUUGACAGAAUAAGUUGAACUUGACUGUCUCAGAGUCAUUGAGGAAGACACUGGAGCAUGGUCUGAUUUUUCUAAUAUUCCUAUUCCCAAUGUUGACUGAAUAUUCAUCAAUAUAUUCUGUGUGAAAGACCCACAAAGGAAUAUAAAAGCAUCUUCUACGGUAAUCAACCCUCGUGAAGCUUAGAGGCUUCUGUUUUUCGAAACAUAAAAUCAGCCCAAGUGGCAGAAUUGUAGUUAUUAUACCAGCUGUUAAAUUAGCCACCAGUUAUAAAGCAGAUAUCUAUACUGGUAAUAACUAUAUGUUUGUGGUCUGUUAUGUGACUAGCCAACUUUGGAAGAAUAGAUGCUAACGUCAAUAGGAACUAAAAUAUUACAUGAGAAGCUAAUUUCUGAUUUAGUAGAGUCAUUCAAACUUCUCUAACAGAUUUAUGUAAUUUAUUGUAGAGCUCACAGUGGAAAACAAGAUUAACUCUUUAAAAAGAAAUUAAUUUGCAGACCUAGCUGUGAAGGGCUUCUGAGGUUUAGACUGGGGAAAUCAAACCCCUAUCACUUCUGUCCAAAACCUCCUAUUCAUAAUUUCAGAAAUAGCCAACUCUCUUAAGAAUUAGAAAAUUAGGAAUGAAGGACAACUAAGAUGAACACCAUAGGAAAAUGAGAAUUACAUAAUGAAAUCUUUCCUUUAUUCCGAUUGUUAUAUGAUUGAGUGGCUUUUUCAUGCCACCAACAAGUUCGUUCAAGCAAAAGGAAUAUGCUGACAAUUUGAAAUCUUUGUAAUAGCAUCAUAUAAUUCAGGAAAUAAUAUGAAGAUAUGCUCUUUGUCAGAAAAAUUCUUUCCUUACCUAAAAUAAGUCAAGAAAGCCUACUAAGGCCCAUGAUACCUAGGAUCUGCUGGCACAAGAACUUUAUAGAACUUCCACCUUUAGAAGAUAGUAAAUAUUUUUACCAGUGUUGUGUAUUGGUGUCUGGAUAGGCUAAAGCAGAUGCUCAAACAGUGAUCAAGCUCUUACUGAAUCAUAUCAUCUCAACCACUGGAAUUCCUGAAUAUCUGGAAUUCAGUAGGGGAAUCAUUCUGUAUCUGUGGGAAUUCGGGAGUUUUGUAAUACUCCACAAAUACCAAUAAUUUACCUACCUGUUAUCCCCAGUCUUCUGAACAAGUGGAAUGAGUGAACCACAUACCCUAAAGAAUUAUUUAGCUGAAUUAUUUAGCUAAGUUAUGUAAAACCUUACCAUCCGUUUCAUUUAAAAUAAGAUUAAAUCCCUCUAGCAAGCCCAACAUUACUCCCUUUGAGUUUGGAAGGUCUACAAAUCUUGGGCUUAAGCCUAACCCUUUCUCUGAUACAAUGGAAAAUCCUCAUGACCAUAUAUGAUACUUAAAGAGUUUGUGGGUUUCCCUAGGCUCACCUUGCCAACAUGUGGCCAGAUGCUGAAAAAGUCCCCUGGGGAAGUGUGUCAUUGAUAUUGAACAGGAGAUUCAGUCUAUAUCAAAGUGUUCUGAUGACAGACUGUGACCACACGGGACAGAACCCUAUCAAGUGUGGUUGAGAAUUCAUAGUGCUAUCAAGAUGAAGGAGAAACCCAAGUGGAUACACGCUUCACAUGUGAGACCAACAUCCACCAUCGAGUGGGGUAUAAUUCCCAUUUAGAACCUUAAGGAUAAAUUCUCUAGAUAGUAACCUUGAAUAAUAUGCAAGCUAAAGAGAAAAACUUAUUUGAUAGACAGCAGGAGAGAUAGACUGUUUUGUUAUUAAUACGUUCUUCUUAAUUAUUUUGACCAUUAUAAUUUUGAUACUUAGUUUGUAUUAAUUUUGAUACUUCAUUUGUAUCAAUUGAACAUAAAGCUUAUUAUUAGUCUUUCUUUUAAAAGUUAGUAUCUCAACCUCAAGGAAUUUUGUGGUAAUUAAAAAUUGUCCUGAAUAUGAGAUCAGGACUUAAGAAACCCCUUUCUUUGUCAUAAUACUUCAAACUCACCAACUGGAUGAUUUAAAUUCAGAAGACAUGAAAAAUUUCAAAUCUUCCCACUGAUUAGUCAAUAUUACAAAAAUCUUAAAUAUCACCACCCUUUGUGUUAUUGAAGAUACCGAUGAGAAGAAAUUUUUAACUAAUUAAGUUGAACGUAAUUAUAUUCAAAUUGAAAGUCCCUGAAGGGUAUCACAAAACUCCAACAACUCUGUAUCUUUUUUUUUUUUUGAGCAGAGUUUCACCUUAUUGCCCAGGCUAGAGUGCAAUGGCACGAUCUUGGCUCACCACAACCUCUGCCUCCCAGGUUCAAGCGAUUCUCCUGCCUCAGCCUCCUGAGUAGCUGGGAUUAUAGACAUGCACCACCAUGCCUGGCUAAUUUUGUAUUUUUUGUAGAGAUGGGAUUUCUCCAUGUUGGUCAGGAUGGUCUCAAACUUCCAACCUUAGGUGAUCCACCCGCCUUUGACUCCCAAAGUGCUGGGAUUACAGGUGUAAGCCACCACGCCCGGCCCAACUCUAGAUCUUAAAUAGCCAUGGGGGUCCAAUUUAAUAAAGCUUAAAUAGACACACAGAUGAGAAAAUAUCCCAGCCCAAAUGGUGAGGGUUAGUUUCUUCAAAACCCCCAAAACGUAUCAUCACCUAAAAAUGAGCUUACCCUGUUUAGAACCUGGCAGUCUCCAGUCCCCAUACUUACAAACUCGAGGAUAAUUAAAUGGUCUGUAUCAUUUAAUAUUACAAUAGCUAAUGUGAGUAAACUGAAUUCUACUUGUACAUGAUAGGCUUUACCACUACGAAAUGUUUUUACACAGGGACUAAAAUGGCACUAUGAUCAAACUGAAAGAGAUUUCUUUUUUUAAUAGAUGGGGUCUGGCUUUGUUGCCUACACUGGAGUGCAGUAGCACAAUCAUAGCUCUCUAUCGCCUGUAACUCCUGGGCUCAAGGGCUUCCUCCGUCUCAGCUUCCUGAGUAGAUGGGACUACAGGGACAUGCCACCAUGCCUGCCUAUUUUUUCUUGUAGAGUCAGGGUCUUGCUCAGGCUGGUUUCGAACUUCUGGCCUCAAGUGAUCCUGCUGCCUCGGCCUUCCGAAGCACUGGGUUUGCAGACAUAAGCCACCAUACCUGGCCAGAGAUUAUUAAAUACAGUAUUAGGGGGAAUAAAACUAGGACUACAAUUGUAAACUCUUCUGAUAUAGAAACAAUUACUGAUAAACAGUGCAUUGGACAAUUUGCAGAAAGAUGCAAACAUGAUAGAAUCAAAAUCUAAACAAGAUAUGACAAAGAAAAACAAAAAUGGAAUUGGGAAAGCAUUUGGAAUUGGACAUCUGGUAAUAAAAUUCUAUUGCAAAAAAAUAUAUAGUAAAGAAUUUUCAGAAGCCUUCACUUGCAUUAGUGCACAACCACUGGUUAUUCAACAACUACAAUGUAUACUUGCUGGUACUGAAGUACAAGAUUAUACCUACUCAGACAAACAAUUAGGUAUUGGACAUACUACUGUCUAUGUAGAGAUUAAGUGAUAGUGUAAAAAGGUUGAUCAUAUUAUAGAUAAAAGAGCUGAAAUCUGGCAUUGCAGAUUGAAAUUUCUGAAAACUGAAAUAAUAAAACUAAUUUCACUAAAGUAUGUACAUUUUCUUAUUUACAUAGUUUAUAAUGUGUUAUAUAAUUCAUGAAUCUUCAAAAGAAAUAUAUUGAGCUAUUCAAUAAAAAUUUACAUUACAGCUUUAGGCCACCAAGCCCCAUCUAUUGAUUAUGUACUUGGUGUAAAUUGGGGGGGGGGAACAAAACAAGAGUGAAAACUGAGCCUCAAAAUACAAAGCAUGUAGCAAAACAGACUACUAAAAUUAUUCUCAAUUUCUAAGCCCAUUAUAUGAUGCAGGAGAAUUCUUAUGUGUAGGUAAUAAAGAAUCUGUUCAAAUAUGCAUCAGUGGUAUGACAGUUUCAAAUAGCCCACUGAACUAGGAAAUAUUCACCACCAAGGAGGUCAGGUAUACUGAUUUGGUCAACCUGGAUAUUGACAUGGGAUGUUCUUACGGAUUGACAGCUCCACUUGAUGCUAUCCUAUCACAAAAUAUUAUUACCUGAUGUUGAUAUAAUUAACAAGUCAAUACAAAAAGUAAGGUCCCUCUACAAGACAAGACUAACAUCUCUGUAAUAUAAAUGGGACUCUGAGUGUAAUAGAUUUAGGGUUUCUGCAAGAAUUUUGAAAGUUAAGGAUCCAACGCCUGUAAUCCCAGCAUUUUGGGAGGCCGAGACGGGUGGAUCACGAGGUCAAGAGAUUGAGACCAUCCUGGCCAACAUGGUGAAACCCCGUCUCUACUAAAAAUACACACACACAAAAAAAUAGCUGGACAUGGUGGCACAUACCUGUAAUCCCCGCUACUCGGGAGGCUGAGGCAGGAGAAUCGCUUGAACCAGGGAGGCAGAGGUUGCAGUGAGCCGAGAUCGUGCCACUGCACUCUGGCCUGGCAACAGAGCGAGACUCUGUCUCAAAAAAAAAAAGGAAAGAAAAAGAAAAAGUUAAGGAUCCUACCAACAAAAUUGGAAUAUGAGACUGAGGAAAUUCCUAUUCCAGCUAAACCCAGAAUUGAUUAUGUUGAUGAACACAUGAAUUUCAUGUGUGUGAAAACAUAUGAACUCCUCAUUGUCAGUCUAAUGAGAGUGAAAACAACACAUCGAAGAUGCGGGGAGAUGACAAUACAGAGUGGGCUCAUAACUGCAUUCUAGAUACUGGGAUUACUUUCCAUUAAGGUAUAUAAUUUUAGAAUAUCUCACAAAUAGCCCAUGCAAAAUCCUGCUGAAAGGCAACCAUAAAUAUAGAGAGAAUAUGUAAAAAAGUGACAUGGUCUAGUAUAUGCCAUACAAGGCAAGGGUAUAUAAAAACCUCAAGGUCCCAGUAUGACAAAUCAUGCUUGUAUUGCACACCCAUUAAAAAGUCUUCUAAAAAAUUUUUUUUAAUGGUGAGCAGGCAGGUUUAUUCAGAAAAAGCUCAGAUUCAUACUUGUAAAAGUCUGAGAAAAGCAUUAAAAUGCUAUUACGAUACAGUUGACCCAAACAACACAGGUUUGAGCUGUGCAGGUCCACUUAUCUGUGGAUUUUCUUCUACCUCUGCCACUGGGACAGAAAGACCAACUCCUCCUGCUCCUCAGACUACUCAGCAUAAAGAUGAGGAUGAAGACCUUUAGGAUGAUUCACUUCGUCCUAAUGAAUGGUGAAUGUAUUACUUCCUUAAUUACUUCUUUUUUCUCUAGCUUCUUGUAAGAAUACAGUAUAUAAUAUAUGCAACACAAAAAAUAUGUGUUAAUCAACUGCUUUAUGUUAUCAGUAAGGCUUCCAGUCAAUGGUAGACUAACUACUAAUUAAGUUUUUGGGGAGUCAAGUUAUAUGCAGAUUCUCCACUGAGCAAAUGUUCAGCACUCUUAACUCCUGUGGUGUUCAAGGGUCAACUGUAUAUAUGUUUAAGAGUUAUUGUUUACCCAGUAGAUCAAGCCAAGACCAAGUUAGGUUUAUGUGUUUUUGGCUUAACCUAAGAAAAUGUUCAGACUAAAGCAGUCCAUCAAGAGAACAGACUGCCUUUUAAACCAGGGAACAACUUGUCUUUGUAGGUAUUUUAAGUAUAUGAAUGACCAUAUGUGAUCUGCUUUGGGUCAUCUAUGGUCCCUUCCAACUUAAAACUUCUCUAUUCAUGAACAUUGCAUAACUGAAUUGUGGAUUUCAUAUAAAUAAUAUCUUGUUGCCUACUUUAGGUUUGAAAUGUUUUCCUUCUCAGUUGCAUAGAUAUGUAUAGCACCAUCCCCACUAUGAACUCUCAUGUAGAAAAUACCAGAUUCUAAAAUCAUCUGUGAGGCUAAAUAGACCUAGGCACUUCCACAUAAUGCUGCAAAAAGCAACAGCUUAAAGGUAUUACUUGCUCAACAUGUCAUUCCAAACACAUACACUGUGAUUAGCAGCUGAAUUUAACAGUAUCUUUCCACUUUGAAAAACACUUUAUAUACCUUUACAAAGAAGCCAUAGUAUCUCAGGGUAGAAAAACUCAACAGGUAGAAAACAUGGCCUUCUCUUAGAAAUGAGCUAUGUAAUUUUGAGUACUUAUCUCAAAAUCAUUGCAGAAACAUAUCUAGUGCUUAUGGAAAAAGAAUCAAAAGAUCUUUUUUUUAGCUAAAGAUUUUGAGUUUUUCUUGUGACAUUUAAGUCUUUUAAUGUAUGCUGAGUUUUAUGAUUAUCUAACUGUUUUAUAAUGGUUAUUCUUGCCUCCAUGAAAGGGAAGACUAGAACAAAAACCUGACAAGAACAAGUUCUAGCUCCAUCAUCGACUUACUGAGUGACCCUAGGCAAAUCAUGUGGGCUCUUUCUUGUGUUUUAAGUUUUACCUCCAAUGAAGUAACUGCCUCAGACUAGCUGUGAAGCUCUCAUAAAGUGAUGGAUUUGAAAUUGCCUUGCAAAGUAUGAGCAGUUAAUACAUAGAAAGUUUCAUGUACUUCCGUAUAUUGCAUGAUGCCCACCCAGGGUUAGGUUGAUAACAGUUGUUGAUCCAAUAAUGAAAGAAAUAAAAAAGAACUCUUUAAAAUAAUGAAGUAAAAUAGCUAAUUUUCCUGUUGUAGUUUUAAAAAUUAUAUAAACUAUAUAACUAAACAUAUUUAUGUUUAUUAUAUAUAAUAUGAUAUGCAAUUACAUAAGACAUUAUUAUAUAAUGUUUUUAUAUAAUGCUUAAGUAAUUAAACAAUUAUAUUUAAAUAUAAGUUAUACUUUCCUUCCCCAGAUAAGACAAAGAACCUGUUUACUUCUCUGAGGGAUUUAUUGGUUCCUGUGAAAUCUGUGGAGGCCGCUAACACUCCAUAGCCAGAGAAUGACAACAUAUGAUUUUCUUUUCAGUCUUGUAGUAUCCACAGUAGUGAUGUCUGUCCAUGUACAAGUGUCUGUCCAGAACAUCCAUUAAAUUCCAUGCCUGCUCUGUGUGUCAUGGGGGCAGGGACAGAAGACAGAUUCACUGGUGGUACUUUCAAACAAUGUGGUAGGCCUUCCCUUUGGGGUCUGCCAUGACGAUGAUGCUGAUGAUGCCAUGAUGAUGAUGCCUCAGCGGCAAUGCUGAGGCCCAUGACCAUCUUCAUAAUGGUCCAUGGACCCGGGGGGUAUCCCAUCUUCAUGGGCUUCCGUGCCACCCAGUACACAUACCCGCCCGCCCCCAUCAGCCGCAACCCAGAAAGCACGUGACAGCUCCAGCAGGUCUUCAACAGGUGGUGUUCUGCUGGUGAGGUCGGCGAUCCGGGUGUAGCUGGGGGUGCAGGCUUGGCAGGCACGGCGGCGGUAUCGGGAGGCAUAGCGAUCUUGAGGGACUCAAAAGGCUGGGACAACUGAGACCCCGUGUUCUGGAACUCGGCCUCUCUAAAAAUUAUGUUUUAAAAAAUACAUAGAAUCGGUAAGAUGAGGAAAAAGCAUAAAACGGUCAAAAACACUGGGAUAAUUCAAGGUUCAUUUUGACAAUGGUAAUACAAAUUGAAAAACUGACAGAAAAUACAUCUUACAUUAGAAAACAUACAAGAGUAGUUGUAUACAAACGAAGACACGUACCAAAAAUGUUACAAAAUAUGAAUGCAUAUACAUAAAAAAAUGUAGUUUGAAACAAUUCAAAAGUAAAAUGAUGCAAGACAUUAAAAUAUUCACAAACACGCUCGAAAAAUAAGAGCUGACGCCCAAAUUAGACCAGUUCAACGGAAGUGUGGGGUGUGGUUGGGGAUCCGCCGCAGAAAUCACGUGGCGCCCAGGCCAAGGCUGCAAUUUCCCAUGCCGCUUGGAGAAGACGCCUGGGAGGGCUCCCACCAUGCCCAGGGGCAGGCUAUGUGACUGCCCGGUCUGCAGCUGUAAGUGGUUUCUGGGCCAGUCUCUUUGUCUGGUCAUGACCUGGUUGGUGGCCCUAGCUUGUGCCGAGUGGUCCCGGAGUGGCCCAGGGGGUUGUGUGUGGGGAGCCAGCGUGGGCAGCGGAGGUGCUCCCUGGGGCCUGCAGUAGGGCACAGCCUCUGCAUCUUGUGUGAGCCCAGUGACCCGCCUGUCCUGUCCUUCCAGGGUUGGGUGGCGGGGAGGGCCAAGGGUGUGCCCUGCGUCCGUGACGGGUCAGCGUUUCCAGCAAAUGGGUCCAUGGAGGGAGAGCAUACCUGAGCCGGCGGGCUCUACCACCUUCAUGAGGUUCUGUUUGGACACCUGUCCUACUCCUGUUCCCCCAGAUGGUGACCACGGAGGAAGACUUGUGUUGGGCCCAGUGGCCCUCGGCCAGUGUCCGUCUGCCAGGUGCUAGCCCCCGGUGCGCUGAAGCUCAGGCCGUUCCUGGUGCCCUGGCCUCCUGCCCUGAGCUGUGUGAGCUCUUCUGCCCAGGCAGGCCCCCUGGCAUUGACCGGCAUAGACAGUGAGCCUGGAGGAAGACUUGCCUUGGUCCCACUGUCCCUGGGCCAGUGUCCAUCAGCCAGGUGCCCAGACCCCAGUGCGCUGAAGCUCAGCCCGCCCUGGCACUCUGGUCUCCUGUACUGAGCUGUGGUGAGCACAUCCAGGUCCUGCUGGAUGUUUGCAUGGGGAGGGGCUUUCCCCGGGUUGGGUCGAUGAUGAGAAGCUUCUGUUUUCUUGAAGAGAGGUGAUGACUUAAAAAUCAUACUCAAUAGGAUUAUGCUGAGGCCCAGCCUAGGUGAGAAUUUUGGGAGAGGAUGCUGGGAUCCCCGGCAGGAGGGAUUUUGGGCUGGAGACCUGGAGGCCCUGAAGGGUAUCUGCAGGGGCCCCAACCCUGUCUCUGCACUUGUCUGUGAGGCAGCCCAGUUUCCCUGUGUGGGCUUCGUGUCAGUGCUCUGGUUCCCUGGAGCAGGGCACGUGGGUGGCUCAUCCCUGAAGUCACGUUCUCCCUUUGUGUCUUUCAGUGAGCUCUUCCGCCCAUGAGGGCCCCCUGGCCUUGAGCAGCAUAGGUGAGCGGAUCCUGCUGGGCUCAUGGACCAGGCCACAUGGGGUCACUGAGGGUCAGCCUUCAGGACAGGAGGGAUUCCUCAGGGAGACAACCUGAAUCCCCACUGGUGAGGGAUUGGUUCUCCAGGAGAGCCGCCUCCUUGGGAAUCUGACCCAAGGAGGACACCUUCCCUGAAGCCCUGCAGGAGUGACAGUGGUCCAGGCAGGAAAGGGUUCCAUUAGUCCCAUGCAGGGCAGCUCCCAGCUGAGACUUGGUGCUAGGGUCUGGCCUCGAGGACUGCCCAGGCCACAUGAGGCAGGGUCCCAGGCUGCUAUUUCCAGUGCAUGCUUGGAGAGGGAGCCUGGGUAGGCCCCCUCCCUGUGCAGGGGCAGGCUGUGCAUCUGCUGGGGCUGCAGCGGUGCCUGCCUUCAGGACCAGCCUCCUUGGUUGGCCUGAGCUGGAUAGUGGCCUUGGCCCCACCCAGGGGUCACGGUGCAGCCCAGGAAUUGCAGGGGAGUUGGCAUGGGGAGUGGAGGUGCUCCAGGGUCUUGCAGUAGGGCACAGCCUGGGCAUCUUGCUGGAGCCCAGUGACCAGCCUGCCCUGUUUUCCAGGGUUCAGUGGCAGGGAGGACCAAGGGUCCCCCACGUCCAUGACUAUCACUGUUUCACAUGGAUCCCAUCAGGUGGGUCCAUGGAGGGAGAGCAUGUGUGAGUCAGCACCCCCUGCCUCCUUUCCCACAUGGAGGCAUGAGGUUCUGUUUGGACACUUUUCCCUGUCUCUCCAGAUGGUGACCCUGAAGGAGGACUUGUGUUGGGCCCAAUGGCCUGGGGCCAGUGUCUGUCAGCCAGGUGCCCAGCCCCUGGCGCGCUGAAGUUUGGGCCCUUCCUGGUGCCCUGUUCUAUCGGGGGAACCCGCCCCCAAUAAUUCAACGUAGGUCCUUUUCUAUUUUCCCUAAGUGUCGGCCGGUCUGAGAAAUAAAGGGAAAGAGUACAAAAGAAAGAAAUUUUAAAGCUGGGUGUCCGGGGGAGACAUCACAUGUCGGCAGGUUCCAUGAUGCCACCCAAGCUGCAAAACCAGCAAGUUUUUAUUAGUGAUUUUCAAAGGGGAGGGAGUGUACAAAUAGGGUGUGGGUCACAGAAAUCACAUGCUUCACAAGGCAAUAAAAUAUCACAAGGCAAAUGGGGGCAGAGCACCGGGGCCAAAUUGAAAUUGCUAAUGAAGUUUCGGGCACACAUUGUCAUUGAUAACAUCUUAUCAGGAGACAGGGUUUGAGAGCAGACAACCGGUCUGGCCAAAAUUUAUUAGGCAGGAAUUUCCUCGUCCUAAUAGGCCUAGGAGCGCUUCGGGAGACCGGGGCUUAUUUCAUCCCUUAUCUUCAACUGUAUAAGACAGACAUUCCCAGAGCGGCCAUUUUAGAGACCUCCCCCUAGGAAGGCAUUCUCUUUCUCAGGGUUGUUCCUUGCUGAGAAAAAUAAUUCAGCAAUAUUUCUCCUAUUCGCUUUUGUAAGAAGAGAAAUAUGGCUCUGUUCCGCCCGGCUCUCAGGCAGUCAGGCCUGACGGUUGUCUCCCUUGUUCCCUGAACAUCGCUGUUAUCCUGUUCUUUUUUCAAGGUGCCCAGAUUUCAUAUUGUUUAAACACACAUGUUUUACGAACAAUUUGUGCAGUGAACGCAAUCAUCACAGGGUCCUGAGGCGAAAUACAUCCUCAGCUUACGAAGAUGACGGGAUUAAGAGAUUAAAGUAAAGACAGGCAUAGGAAAUAAUAAGAGUAUUGAUUUGGGAAGUGAUAAAUGUCCAUGAAAUCUUCACAAUUUGUGUUCUUCUGCCAUGGCUUCAGCAGGUCCCUCCGUUUGGGGUCCCUGACUUCCCUCAACACUGGUCUCUUCCACUGAGCCUUAGUGAGCCCAUCUAGGUCCUGCUGGAUGCAUGUGUGGGGAGGGGGGUGCCCUGGGUUGGGUCAAUGAUGAGAACCUUAUAUUGUCCUGAAGAGAGGUGAUGACUUAAAAAUCAUGCUUAGUAGGAUUACGCUGAGGCCUAGCCUAGGUGAGAAUGUUGGAAGAGGAUACUAGAUGCUGAGGUCCCUGGCUGAGCUACUGUAUUUUGGGAUGGAGAUCUGGUGACUCUAAGGGCACCUGAAGGGCCAGACCCUGUCUCUAUGCUCCUCCAUGAGGCAGCCCAGGCUCCCUGUGCAGGCUUGCUGUUGGCACUCUGGUUCCCUGGGGUGGGACAUAUUGGUGGCUCCUCCCUGAACCCUGUUCUCCCCUUGUGUCUUUCAGUGAGCUCUUCCACCAAGGAGGGCCCCCUGGCAUUGACUGGCAUAGUGUUCAGUGGCGGAGAGAGCAUCGGGUGCCCUGCAUCCAUGACGGGCAAGUAUUCCACAUGGAUCUCAUCACAUGGGUCCAUGGAAGUGAGCUCUUCCCCCCAGCAGACCCCUGGGAUUGACGAGCAUAGAUGGUGACUGUGGAAGAAGACUUGCUUUGGGACCGCUGGCCCCAGGCCAGUGGUUGUCAUCCAGGUGCCCAGCCCUUGGUGCACUUGAGCUCAAGCCCUUCCUGGUGCCCUGGCCUCCUGCCCUAAGCUGUGCGAGCUCUUCUGCCCAGGGGGACCCCUGGCCUUAAGUGGGAUAGGUAAGUGGAUCCUGCUGGGGUCGUGGACCAUGAGCCAGGUCGCUUUGGGUCACUGAGAGUCACCCUUCAGGCCACGAGGGAUUCCUCAGGGAGCCCAUCUGAAACCCACCAGGGACGGAUGGUUUCUCCAGGAGGACAGCUUCCUUGGAAGUCGGUCCCAAGAAGGAUGCCUUCCCUGAAGCCAUGCAGAGAUGAUGGACGUCCAAGCAGGAAGGGCUUCCUUCAACUCAACGCAGUGCACAUCCUAGCUGAGACUCAGUGCACAAGUCAGGCCUGGAGGACUUCCCAGGCCACAUGAGGGGGUCCACAGGGUCUCCGGGGGCCACGGGUGUUAUGAGGGUGCUCUCUGUCCCCGAGGCUUGCAGAGGGGCAGGGUGUGGGUGAUCGGACUUAUGGAGUCAGGCUGUGAAGAUUCAAGGAUUGGGCCCAACCCAUGGCCCAGCAUGGACCGAACCUGUAGAGCAAUGGGCCAUCCCGGUGGUGCAUCCUUGAGCCUUGUGGGGGCGGUGUGGCCUUAGUGGGGUUGGGUCAAGCCUGACCUCUGGCCUUCACCUGGUGGUGCUGCAGGUUGGCCCUGGGAAUUUGGGCUUUCGGCCAAGGGUGCAGUCUGUGUCCCGCUAAAGGUCACCCCUCCCCAAAGUGGAGUGGCCAGAAGGAUGGCAUCUUGUGGUAGAAGUCCCACUGUCAAGGGUCCUGUCCUGGCAAUUUGUUGCCCAGGCUGCUUCUAAGCCAUGGGUUCACCUCCAGAGUGGCGGGGUCUUGAGCCGAAGGAAAGGGGAAGAAAUCAUGUGUUCCCUGAUUGACUGAGCAUGGCCUGGCUCUGCGUUUGGAGGUGUGCGGUGCACGAAUGGGGACCCAUCAGAGAAGGCAUGUGGCCCUGGGGCUCCAGGAUUUGAUUUCUGGUGUGAGCUUUUAAAGGGGGUCUGUAGUGGCACGUAGCAUUCAGGUCAGCCUACUUGGUUUGCUCUGAGCUUGUUGGUGGUCCUGGCCCUGCCCAGUGGUCCCAUUGUGGCAUAGACUCAUGUGGGGGAGCUGUGGCAAGGAGGACCAAGGGUUCCCCACAUUCAUGAUCAUCACUGUUUACAUGGAUCCCAUCUCUUGAGUCCAUGGAGGGAAAGCAUGUGUGAGCCAGCACCCCCUGCCCACUUUCCUGCAUGGAGGCAUGAGGCUGUAUUUCUAUACGUGUCCCCCACCCCUCCAGAUGGUGACCCCAGAGGAAGACGUGCAUUGGGUCCGCUGGCCCCAGGCCAGUGUCUCUCAGCCAUGUGCUCAACACCUGGUGAGCUGAAGCUCAGGGCCUUCCUGGCAUCCUGGUCUCCUGCACUGAGCUGUGGUGAGCACAUCUGGGUUCCUCUGGAUACGUGUGCAGGAAGGGGGAUGCACUGGGUUGGGUCAAUGAUGAGAACCUUAUAUUGUCCUGAAGAGAGGUGAUGACUUAAAAAUCAUGCUCAAUAGGAUUACGCUGAGGCCCAGCCUAGGUGAGAAUUUUGGAAGAGGAUGCUGGGAUCCCAAGUUCCCCAGCAUGGCCACUGUAUUUUAGGCAGGAGACCUUGAGGCUCUGAACGGCGUCUCCGGGGGGCACAACCCUGGCUCUGGGCUCCUCUGUGAGGCAGCCCAAGUUCCCUGUGCAGGCUUGGGCUCUGGUUCCCUGAGCCCCCAUUCUCCCUUGUGUGUUUCAGUGAGCUCGUCCUCCUAGGUGGGGCCCCCAGGCAUUGACCGGCAUAGGUGAGUGGUCCUGCUGGGGUCAUGGGUCAUCAGCAGGUUGGAGUCACCAAGGGUCAGCCUUUGAGACAGGAGGGUUUCCACAGGCAGCCGACCUGAAUCCACACCAUGGAGGGAUAGAUUGGUCCUCCAAGAGGGCUGUUUUUUUUCGGAAUCAGACCCAAGGAGGAUACCUUCCCUGCAGCCCUGCGGGGAUGACGGUGGUCCAGGCAGGGAAGGGUUCCUUCAGUCUCACGCAGGUCAGCUCCCAGCUGAGUCUCAGUGCAUUGGUCUGGCCUCCAGGACUGACCAGGCCACGUGAGGGGGGCAACAGGGGCUUCGGGAUGCAGUGGGGUCACAAAGGAUCUCUCCAUCCCCAGAGAAAGGUGGGCAUAGAACCCAUGGAUUCGAGCUGCAGAGAUUCAAGAAUCGCACACGAAUUAUUGCCCUGAAUGGGACCGACCCUGUUGAGCAAUGUCCCAUCCCAGGGCACCUCUUUGAGCCUGAAGGGGGUGGUGCUGUUUCCCUAGGUUUGGGUCAAGGCUGAGCUCUGGCCAGUGCCUGGUGGUGCUAUAGUCCUGUCAUGGACUCGUUAGCUUUACGCCAAGGGGUCAGCCCACGUCCUACUGGGGAUCUCCCCUUCCCUGUGGCUGGAAGUCACCCCUUCCCCAUUGGCAAGUGUCAGGAAGGGUGACCUCCUGAGGUGGAAGGCCUGUUGAGGGUCUUGUCCCUGGAAUAUGGCACCCAUGCUGCUUCUGAGCCAUGGGGUCACCUCCAGGGUAGCGGGUCUUGGGCCCAAGGAAAGGAGAAGUCACCAUGUGUCCCCCGAUUAGCCAAGUGCGGCCCUGCUCUGUGCUUAGGAGGUGUGUGGGGCAUGGAUGUGGACCCACCAGAGAAAGCAUGUGGCCCAGGGACCCCAGGUUGCAAUUUCUAGGACAUGCUGGGAUAGGGCACCUGUGUGGGUGCCCACAGUGCACAGGGAUAGGCUAUGUGACUUGCAGGUCUGCAGCGGCAUCUGGCAUCCAGGCCAGCCUCCUUGGUGGGCCGUGAACUGAAUGGUGGCGCUGGCCUGUGCCCAGUAGAUCUGGUAUGACCCUGGGGUCGUGUGGGGGAGCCGGCAUGGGCAGUGGAGGUGCUUAUGGGACCUGUAGUAGGACACAGUCGGGGCUUCUUGCCCAAGCCCAGUGACCCACUUGCCCUGUCCUUCCAGGGUUCGGUGGCUGAGAGAGCUUUUGUUGCCCUGUGUCCAUGACGGGCCAGUGUUCUACAUGCAUCCCAUCACAUGGAUCCAUGGAGGGUGAGCAUCCCUGGGAUGACACACCCCACCUUCUGCCCCCAUGGAGGGGUGAGGUUGUGUUUUCACACCUGUCUUACUCCUGUUUCCCCAGAUGUUGAGCCCAGAGGAAGACUUGCACUGGGCCCAAUGGCCCCAGGUCAGCGUCCGUCAGCCAGGUGUCCAGCCCCUGGUGCACUGAAGAUCGGGCCCUUCCUGGUGCCCUGGUCUCCUGCAUUGAGCUGUGUGAGCUCUUCCACAUGGAGGACACCUGUCAUUGACUGGCAUAGGGUUCAGUGGCGGAGAGAGCAUCAGGUGGCCCACGUCUGUGAUGGGCCAGGAUUCCACAUGGAUCUCAUCACAUGGGUCCAUGGAAGGCGAGCAUCCCUGAGCUGGCACACCCCACCUUCUGCCAGCAUGGAGGGUGAACUCGUUCGCCCAGGAGGACCCCUGGCCUUGAGCAGCAUAGAUGGUGAGCACAGAGGAAGAAUUGCGUUAGGCCCUUUGGCCCCGGACCAGUGUCUGUCAGCCACGUGCUCAGCCUCCCGUGCGCUAAAGCUCAGGUCCUUCCUGUCAUCCUGGUAUCCUGCACUGAGGUGUGUGAGCUCUUCCCCCAAGCAGGCCCCCUGGGAUUGACUGGCAAAGAUGGUGUCUGUGGAGGAAGACUUGCCUUUGGGUUGCUGGCCCCAGGCCAGUGGUUGUCAUCCAGGUGCCCAGCCUUGGUGCACUGAAGCUCAGGCCCUUCCUGGUGCUCUGGUCUCCUGCACUGAGCUGUGUGAACUCUUCUGCCCAGGCGAGCCCCUGGCCUUGAGCGGGAUAGAUGGUGAGCCCCGAGGAAGAAUUGCUUUGGGCCUCCUGGCCCUGGGCCAGUGUCCAUCAGCCAGGCGCCCAGCCCCCGGUGCACUGAAGCUCAGGCCCUCCUGGUGCCCUGGUCUCCUGCACUGAGCUGUGUGAGCUCUUCUGUCCAGCAGACCCCCUGGCAUUGACCAGCAUAGGGGUCUGGGGUGUGGAUGAGGACCCACCAGACAAAGCACGUGGCCCUGGGCCCCAGGCUGUGAUUUCUGAUGGUGACCCCAGAGGAAGACUUGCAUUGUGCCCACUGGCCCCAGGCCAGUGGCCGUCAGACAGUUGCCCAGCCCCUGGUGAGCUGAAGCUCAGCCCCUACUGGCACCCUGGUCUCCUGGAUUGAGCUUGUGACCUCUUUUGCCCGGCAGACCCCCUGGCAUUGACCAGCAUAGAUGGUGAGACUGGAAGAAAACUUUCAUUAGGCCCGCUGUCCCGGGGUGAGUGGUCAUCAGUCAGGUGCCCAGCCCUUGGUGUGGUGAAGCUCAGGCUCUUCCUGGCGCCCUGCUCUCCUGCACGGAGCUGUGUGAGCUCUUCUACCCAGGCGGGCCCCUGCCCUUGAGCGGCAUAGAUGGUGACCCCAGAGGAAGACUUGCAUUGGGCCCACUGGCUCUGGGCUCAGCCUCUGGUGAGCUGAAGCUCAGGCCCUUCCUGGCACCCUGGUCUGCUGCACUGAGCUGCGUGAGCUCUUCCACCCAGGUGCAACCCCCUGGCAUUGACCAGCAUAGGUAUUGAGCCUGGAGGAAGACUUGAAUUGGUCCCAAUGGUCCCAGGCCAGCAUCCAUCAGCUAGGAGCUGAACCCCUGGUGCACUGAAGAUUGGGCACUUCCUGGCACCCUGGUGUGCUGCACCGAGCUGUGAUGAGCACAUCCGGGUCCUGCUGGAUGCAUGCGCCGGGAAGGACGUGCCCUGAGUUGGGUCGAUGAUGAGAACCUUAUAUUGUCCUGAAGAGAGGUGAUGACUUAAAAAUCAUGCUCAAUAGGAUUACGCUGAGGCCCAGUCUAGAUGGUGAGACCAGAGGAAAACUUUCACUGGGCCCGCUGUCCCUGGGCGAGUGGUCAUCAGUCAGGUGCCCAGCCCUUGGUGCACUGAAGCUCAGGCUCUUCCUGUUGCCCUGGUCUCCUGCACUGAGCUGUGUGAGCUCUUCUGCCCAGGUGGGCCCCUGGCCUUGAGCAGCAUAGGUGAGUGGAUCCUGCUGGAGUCAUGGCGCAUGAGCCAGGCCACGGAGGGGCGCUGAGGGUCACCCUUCAGGCCACGAGAGUUUCUUCAGGGAGCCGAACCUAAAUCCCCACCAGGGACGGAUAGUUUCUCCAGGAGAGCAGCUUCCUUGGAAAUCAAUCCCAAGAAGGAUGCCUUCCCUGAAGCCCUGCAGGGGUAAUGGAGGUCUAGGCAGGAGAUGGUUCCUUCAACCCAACACAGUGCAGAUCCUAGCUGAGACUUGGUGCACAGGUCAGGCCUGGAGCACUGCCCAGGCCACAUGAGGGGGUCCGCUGGGUCUCCGGGGGCCAUGAGUCUCAUAUGCGAGCUCUUCUUCCCCGAGGCUUGCAGAGGGGUUGGGUGUGGGUGAUCGGGCUUAUGGAGUCGGGCCAUGAAGAAUCAAGGGUUGGGCCACACCCAUGGCCCUGAAUGGGGCAGACCCUGUUGAGCAAUGGCCAUCCCAGUGGUGCUUCCUUGAGCCUGGUGGGGGUGGUGCCGCCUCAGUGGGGUUGGGUCAAGGUUGAGCUCUGGCCGGCACCUGGUGUUUGGUCCUGGGCAUCGUGGGCUUUGGGCCAAGGGUGCAGCCUGUGUCCCGCUGGAGGUCACCCCUCCCCAAAGUGGAGUGGCUGGAAGGGUGGCAUCCUGUGGUGGAAGGCCCACUGUCAAGGGACCUGUGCUGGCAAUUUGCUGUCCAGGCUGCUUCUGAGACAUGGGGUCACCUCCAGGGUGGCAGGGUCUUGAGCCAAAAGAAAGGAGAAGAUAUCAUGUGUCCCUUGAUUGGCCGAGUGUGGCCUGGCUCUGUGUUUGGGAGGUGCAUGAUGCAUGAAUGGGGACCCACUAGAGAAUGUACAUGGCCCUGGGGCCCCAGGAUGCGAUUUCUGGUGUAGGCUUGUAGAGGGCACCUGGACAGGUGCAUUCCACACCCAGGGGCAGGCUAUGUGCCUGCCAGUUCUGCAGCUGCACAUGGCGUCCAGGCCAGCCUCCUCAGUUUGCCAUGAGCUGGUUGGUGGCCCUGGCCAUGCCCAGUGCUCCCAGUGUGGCCCAGAGUCAUGUGCGGGAGUUGGCGUGGGAAGUGGAGGUGCCCAGGGUCAUUCAGUAGGGUGCAGCCUGGACAUCUUGCUGGAAUCCCAUGACCCGCCUACCCUUUCCUUCCAGGGUUGAGUGGCAGAGAGGGCCAGGGGUUCCUUGUGUGCAUAACCGUCACUGUUUUACAUGAAUUCCAUGUAUUGAGUCCAUGGAGGGAGAGCAUCUGUGAGCCAGCACACCCUGCGCACUUUCUUGAAUGGAGGCAUGAGGCCGUGUUUGGACACCUGUCCCCCACCCCUCCAGAUGCUGACCCAGGAAGAAGAAUUGCAUUGGGCCCGCUUGGCCCUGGGCCAUUGUCCCUCAGCCAGGUGCUCAAUCCCUGGUGAGCUGAAGCUCAGGCCCUUCCUGGUGCCCUGGUCUCCUAAACAGAGCUGUGGAUUACGCUGAGGCCCAGCCUAGGUGAGAAUUUUGGAAGAGGAUGCUGGGAUUUUAAGGUCCCUGGCAGGGCCACUGUGUUUUGGAUUGGAGACCUCCAGGCCCUGAACAGCAUCUCGCGGAGUGGGGACUCUACCCUGUCUCUGCAUUUCUAGUGAGCUCUUCAGCCCAGGUGGGCCCCCUGACAUUGAUGCACAUAGUGAGCUCUUCCACCCAGGCAGGGCACCCUCGCAUUGAGUGGCAUAGAUGUUGAGCCUUGAGGAAGACUUGCAUUGGACCCAUUGGCCCCAGGCCAGCGUCUGUCAGCCAGGGGCCCAUCCCCUGGUGCACUGAAGAUGGGGCCCUUCCUGGUGCCCUCGUCUCCUGCAUUGAGCUGUGAUGCUGACCCUGGAGGAAGAAUUGCACUGGGCCCACUGGCCCCGGGCAAAUGUCCCUCAGCCAGGUGCUUAGCCCCUGGUAAGCUGAAGCUCAGGCCCUUCCUGAUGCCCUGGUCUCCUGCACUGAGCUGUGUGAGCUCUUCAGCCCAGGUGGGCUCCCUGACACUGAUGCGCAUAGAUGGUGAGCCUGGAGGAAAACUUGCAUUGGGCCCAAUGGACCCAGGCCAGUGGCCAUCAGCCAGGUGCCCACCCUGGUGUGCUGAAGCUCGGGACCUACCUGUUGUCCUGGUUUCCUACACUGAGCUGAGUGAGCUCUUCAACCCAGGCGGGGCACCCUGGCAUUCACCAGCAUAGACCGUGAAAUGGGAGGAAGAAUUGUGUUGGGCCCAAUGGCCCUGGGCCAGUAUCCGUCAGCCUGGUGUCCAGCCCCUGGUGUGCUGAAGCGCAUGCCCUUCCUGGUGCCCUAGUUUCCUGCACUGAGCUUGUGAGCUCUUUUGCCCAGCAGACUCCCUGGCAUUGAUUGGCAUAGAUGGUGGCCCUGGAGGAGGACUUGUAUUGGGGUCACUGGCCCCACAUCAGUGUCCAUCAGCCCGGCAUCCAGCCCCUGGUGUGCUGAAGCUCAGGCCCUUCCUGUUGCCCUAGUCUCCUGCACUGAGCUUGUGAGCUCUUCUCUCAGGCGGGUCCCCUGGCAUUGACCAGCUUAGAUAGUGAACCUGGAGGAAGACUCUUCUUGGGUCCCCUGGCCCCAAGCUAAAGUCCAUCAGCCAGAUGCCAGACCCUGGUGCACUGAAGCUCGUGCCCUUCCUGGUGCCCUGGUCUCCUUCACUGAGCUGUGUGAGCUCUUUUGCCCAGCAGAAUCCCUGGCAUGGACCGGCAUAGAUGGUGGCCCUGGAGGAGGACUUGUAUUGGGGCCACUGGCCCCAUGUCAGUGUCCGCCAGCCUGGCAUCCAGCCCCUGGAGUGCUGAAGCUCAGGCCCUUCCUGUUGCCCUAGUCUCCUGCACUGAGCUUGUGAGCUCUUCUGCCCAGGUGGUUCCCCUGGUCUUGAUGGGCAUAGGGUUCGGUAGCAGGGAGGGCCAAGGGUCCCCCGCGUCCAUAACAGGGUGAGGCCCUGUUUGGACCCGUCCUCCAGCUAUCUCACCAGAUGGUGAGCCCAGAGGAAGACCCCCUGGCCCUGGGCUAGUAUCCAUCAGCCAGGUCCCCAGCCCCCAGUGUGCUGAAGCUCAGGCCCUUCCCAACGCCCUGGUCUCCUGCACUGAGUGAGCUCUUCUCUCAGGCGGGUCCCCUGGCAUUGACCAGCAUAGAUAGUGAACCUGGAGGAAGACUCUUCUUGGGUCCCCUGGCCCCAAGCCAGUGUCCGUCAGCCAGAUGCCAGAACCCCGUGCACUGAAGCUCGUGCCCUUCCUGGCGCCCUGGUCUCCUGCACUGAGCUGUGUGAGCUCUUUUGCCCAGCAGACUCCCUGGCAUUGAUCGGCAUAGAUGGCAGCCCUGGAGGAGGACUUAUACUGGGGCCGCUGGCCCCACAUCAGUGUCCGUCAUCCCGGCGUCCAGCCCCUGGUGUGCUGAAGCUCAGGCCCUUCCUGUUGCCCUAGUCUCCUGCACUGAGCUUGUGAGCUCUUCUGCUCAGGCGGGUCCCCUGGCAUUGACCAGCAUAGAUGGUGGCCCUGGAGGAGGACUUGUAUUGGGGCCACUGGCCCCACGUCUGUGUUCAUCAGCCCGGCAUCCAGCCCCUGGUGUGCUGAAGCUCAGGCCCUUCCUGUUGCCCUAGUCUCCUGCACUGAGCUUGUGAGCUCUUCUGCCCAGGUGGUUCCCCUGGUCUUGAUGGGCAUAGGGUGAGGCCCUGUUUGGACCCAUCUUCCAGCUAUCUCACCAGAUGGUGAGCCCAGAGGAAGACCCCAUGGCUCUGGGCCAGUGUGCGUCAGCCAGGUCCCCAGCCCCCAGUGUGCUGAAGCUCAGGCCCUUCCCAACGCCCUGGUCUCCUGCACUGAGGUGUGGUGAGCACAUCCGGGUCCCAGUGGAUGCAUGCACAGGGAGGGAUGUGCCCUAGGUUGUGUCGAUGAUGAGAACCUCAUAUUGUCCUGAAGAGAGGUGAUGACUUAAAAAUCAUGCUCAAUAGGAUUACGCUGAGGCCCAGUCUAGGUUAAAAUUUUGGAAGAGGAUGCUGGGAUCCCAAGUUCACAGGCAGGGCCACUGUAUUUUGGACUAGAGAACUCAAGGCCCUAAAGGGCAUCUUGAGGGGGUCCAACCUGUCUCUGUGCUCCUCCGUGAGGCAGCCCUGGCUCCCUGUGUGGCCUUGGUGUUGGCGCUCUGGUUCCCGGGCGUGGCAUGUGGGCACCUCCUUCCAGAGCCCCCAUUCUCCCCUGUGUCUUUCAGUGAGCUCUUCCGCCCAUUUGGGCCCCCUGACAUUGACCGGCAUAGGUGAGUGGAUCCUCUUUGGGUCAUGGGUCAUGAGCGAGGCAAAGUGGGGUCACCAUGCAUCUGCCUUCGGGCCAUGAGAGUUUCCUAAAAGUGUGGACCUGAAUUCCCACCGGGGAUGAGUUAUCCAGAAGGGCCACUUCCUUGGGAAUCGGACCCAAGAAGGACGCCUGUCCUGAAGCCCAGCAGGGGUGGUGGUGGUCCAGGCAGGAAAGGGUUCAUUCGACACCAAGCAGGCAGCUCCCAUCUGAGACUUGGUGCAUCGGUCAGGCCUUGAGGACUGCCCAGGACACAUGAGGUGGCCACAGGGGCUCCGGGGCGCUACGGGGGGUCUACAGAGAGGGGUAGGCGAUUGGGUCCUUGGGGGUCAUGCCAUGGAGUUUCAAGGACACCCAUGGCCCUGAAUGGGACUGACCCUGUUGAGCAAUGGGCCAUCCCAAUGGCACCUCCUUGAGUCUGACGGUGGGUGGUGCUGUUUCCCUGGGGCUAGGUCAAGGCUGAGCUCUGGCCAGUGCCUGUGGUGCUGCAGGCUGGCCCUAGAACUCAUGGGCUUUGGGCCAU
This is a messenger RNA of Pan troglodytes (chimpanzee), 24621 nucleotides long. RefSeq lists its product as uncharacterized. The record is from RefSeq and is a predicted model, not a curated record. Lineage: Eukaryota; Metazoa; Chordata; Mammalia; Primates; Hominidae. The coding region runs from base 17779 to 18405 and encodes 208 amino acids. The transcript has 52 exons.